UGGAGCGUGCGUGGCUCGAUGACCCCCAUCAAUCUGCCACGAGCCGGAGUGCGACAAUAGCAUUAUCAUACCAAUACACCAUUCAGCUCCAGCCAAUCAGAGCGCAGUCCUUUCACUGAGCCGCACGAGCUGGAGAGUAUAAGAGAGGGAGGCUGCAGUAUAGAAAGCACUCUGCUCCUUCUCGGAUUUACUCCCAAACCAAAUCUCUCUGAACCAUCUCCCUUUGUGGAAUAUCUACAUCAUCUUCAUCAUGACUCUCGAGGAAGUUCUGAUCCAGAAAGCCACCGAGCGUGCUGAAUGCACCGGCAAAGCCCUGGAGGAGGUUCUGGUGUCUGCUAAAGAGAACGACUCCAUCACCGUGGGUGUCUACGAGUGCGCAAAAGUUAUGAAUCUUGACCCAGACAGCGUGUCUUUCUGUGUCCUGGCCGUGGAUGAGGAGUUCGAAUGUGACAUCGCUCUGCAGAUCCACUUCACUCUCAUCCAGUCCUUCUGCUUCGACAACGACAUCAGCAUCGUCAGAGUGAGCGACAUGCAGCGUCUGGCUGAGAUCGUUGGAGACAAGGCUGAUGAACAGCUUGAAGAUGCGCACUGCGUCCUCAUCACGAACCCAUCUGAAGGGUCUUGGGAGGACCCAGCUCUGGCGAAGCUGCACCUGUUCUGUGAGGAGAGCCGCAGUCUGAAUGACUGGGUUCCUGAGAUCAGCCUCCUCGAGCGUUGAUCCGGGCCUCGGCUCCUCUCUUGCUCAGAUGCUGUAAAAGCUUCUCAUCUGGAAAUACUCAUCCUGAUGACCAGGAUGACCCUGUUUCUUCAUCCCUGGAUACUCCUGAGGAGGAAUCCCAUCCAGGCAGCACGGCGCCGGCCCGAUGGAGGGCCCCCGGUCCGUGAACCGUCGUCCUCUUGUCCCGUCCAUGCCAAGAUGACUCUCAUUCUUUAUGUGAAUGGGAGUCAGGCAUGCCACAAGAGCGACACAUCGACCCUCAUUCUUUGUGCGGAUGAGGUUUGGAGAGGAAGGAGAUGCACGUUGAAGGCACGCGCAGCAGGAGAAGAAGCGGUGCUGAGGAGGAGGCGUUUCUUUAAAAAAAGACUUUUUUAAAGGCGACCUCUUUGCUGUAUGAGCAACAUGACAACAGUUGCAAUCAGCGUAAAUGUUUCCCACUUUCCAGAAUUGUCUUAAUUCUCUAAAGGUUUCACUUUAGAAAUUGAAAAAUGACAAAUAAUAUUCGAAAAUUAAAAAAAAUAAUAAUUAAAAAAAAAGUUUAUUGUCUAAAGGUUUCACUUUAGAAAUGUAACAAUGACAAAUUAUAUUCGAAAAUAAUAAAAAAAAA
This is a messenger RNA of Sebastes umbrosus (honeycomb rockfish), 1325 nucleotides long. RefSeq names its product growth arrest and DNA-damage-inducible, gamma b, tandem duplicate 1 (gene gadd45gb.1). Lineage: Eukaryota; Metazoa; Chordata; Actinopteri; Perciformes; Sebastidae. Gene Ontology annotation, biological process: regulation of cell cycle. The record is from RefSeq and is a predicted model, not a curated record. The coding region runs from base 251 to 718 and encodes 155 amino acids. Gene Ontology annotation, cellular component: cytoplasm; nucleus. The transcript is spliced from 3 exons.